CCGAGUCGUCUUAUACGUCGGAAAUAAUGGUAGUUUCCGGUGUAUAAGAUGACUUUCUAGGCUUGCGACUUGGCAUCGAAGUUGGGGGUCGUCUUAUACGCGGGAAUAUACGGUAGGUGGCUUUCCUGAGCAUUUUUCCUAUCCUCCUUGUUGGGGGCAUCCAUCAACCUGCAUACUUCUUAGGAGAGGAGAAAAAACCCUAAUAAGUCCAUUCAUAAAUUCCCAUUUGAGAUUUCAAAGAUUGAGAAGUAGAAUCAGAGUGGGAGAUCUACCUUGAGAUCAUCCCUCCCCACUUCACCUUGCCUUGAUCAUUGUUUGCAGGGAAGAAGAUGAGCAGAGAUGAGAUAUUGUGAUGCCGGUCCCAUUGUGACUCUUUGCAUGACCAGGGCCUAGUUGGGUGACCCCUGAAGUGAAGCACAAGUUGGGAUGAAAGCUAGCCUGAAACAGAGGCCACAAUUCGAAUCCCCACCUUUGUAAACAGACAGGAGAAAAGAGAACGUGGGGAAGGGUGGUGGGGAAGGAGGAAGACCGUCUUUUUUUUUAACUUCCUCUUUGUCUUCCUUUUCUUUUUCUUGCCUUGUCCAACCCUCACUCCCUGAGAUGGUGAAUGAAGGAGCCCCAGCAGAGGCUCAGCAGCGCUUAAGCCCCUUUGUGGGAAGCGAACAGCCACUCUGCUGCUUCAAACUCUCACUAUGGAAGGCAACAGCAACCCCAUGAAUCGCUUCCGGGUGCGACCAGCCGAGCCGCGGGACUGUUCUCAUAUCAUGCGACUCAUUAGAGAACUGGCUGCUUAUGAAAACAUGCCUGAAGCAGUAAAAAUAACAGAAAUAGAUUUACUUCAAGAUGGUUUUGGAAGUCGUCCCUUCUUCCAGUGUUUAGUAGCAGAGGUAUCAUCAGAAAACGUAAUGCUAGAUGCAGGUAUUGUAGCUUUUGCUAUGUAUUACUUUACAUACGACCCUUGGAUUGGCAAGCUGUUAUACUUAGAAGACUUCUAUGUUAUGGAACAAUAUAGAGGCUGGGGAAUUGGAUCAGAACUUUUAAAAAAUUUAAGUCAGAUUGCUCUCGAUUCCAACUGUAGCUGCAUGCACUUUCUCGUUGUCGUUUGGAAUAAGCCGUCGAUCGAGUACUACAUGAGGCACGGGGCAUCCGAUCUGUCCACCGAAGAGGGAUGGCACCUCUUCCGAUUUGAUAAAGAGCAUCUCGUCCGAAUGGCAACCGGACAAUAGCAAGGAAGUCUCUGUCCGAGGCUGGCGUUCCAUCGGCUCCUCAGGAAAUCUCUAGCUAAAAUUGAGGCUCUAAAGCAGGCAAAUACUAGCCACAAGAAAUUAAAAAGAAGUUUUAUGACUGGCA
Crotalus tigris (Tiger rattlesnake) is the source of this 1350-nucleotide messenger RNA. It is a transcript of the gene SATL1, whose product is annotated as spermidine/spermine N1-acetyl transferase like 1. The record is from RefSeq and is a predicted model, not a curated record. Gene Ontology annotation, molecular function: N-acetyltransferase activity. Gene Ontology annotation, cellular component: cytosol. Bases 693 to 1226 code for a protein of 177 amino acids. Lineage: Eukaryota; Metazoa; Chordata; Lepidosauria; Squamata; Viperidae. The transcript is spliced from 6 exons.